Molecule: messenger RNA, 990 nt
Organism: Monodelphis domestica (gray short-tailed opossum)
Lineage: Eukaryota; Metazoa; Chordata; Mammalia; Didelphimorphia; Didelphidae
Product: olfactory receptor 4S2
Biological process (GO): G protein-coupled receptor signaling pathway
Cellular component (GO): membrane
Molecular function (GO): olfactory receptor activity; G protein-coupled receptor activity
Source: RefSeq, a predicted model, not a curated record
AUGGAGAAUGUAAACAAUGUGACUGAAUUUAUCUUCUGGGGGCUUUCUCAGAAUCCAGAAGUAGAGGAGAUAUGUUUCGUGGUAUUCACAUUUUUCUACACCAUUAUCCUUCUGGGUAACCUCCUCAUAAUAGCAACAGUCUGCAUUGGCAACCUUUUCAAUUCACCCAUGUACUUCUUCCUAAAUUACUUGUCUUUUGUAGACAUCUGCUAUUCCUCUGUCACUGCCCCUAAGAUGAUUGCUGAUUUAUUGUCACUGCGGAAAAGCAUUAGUUAUCCAGGUUGUAUGAUGCAACUGUUUGGUGUCCACUUCUUUGGCUGCACAGAGAUCUUCAUUCUCACAGUGAUGGCCUAUGACCGAUAUGUUGCCAUCUGUAGACCUCUCCAUUACAUGACCAUAAUGGACCGGAGCAGGUGCAAUAAGAUGCUACUGGGGACAUGGGUGGGUGGGUUUAUUCAUUCCAUCAUUCAAGUGGCUCUGGUUGUCCAAUUGCCAUUCUGUGGUCCAAAUGAAAUUGAUCACUAUUUUUGUGAUGUGCACCCUGUACUGAAACUUGCCUGUACUGACACCUAUGUUGUUGGGGUUGUUGUUACAGCCAACAGUGGAACCAUUGCACUAGGAAGCUUUGUUAUCCUGCUAAUCUCUUACACAGUCAUCUUGGUAUCCCUGAGGAAGCAAUCAGCUGAAGGUAGGCGCAAAGCCCUCUCCACCUGUGGUUCCCACAUAGCUGUGGUCAUUAUAUUCUUUGGACCAUGCACAUUUAUGUAUAUGCGGCCUGACACAACUUUUUCAGAAGAUAAGAUGGUUGCUGUGUUUUAUACCAUUGUCACCCCCAUGUUGAACCCCUUGAUCUACACAUUGAGAAAUGCAGAGGUGAAGAAUGCAAUGAAGAAGUUAUGGACCAGGAAAUUUUCUACAGAACUAAAUGGUAAAAUGGUAGUGACAUUCCCUUCAAUUUUUUCCAAAAAAUUUCAGAAGUCACUAAGCUGA